This is a messenger RNA of Centruroides sculpturatus (bark scorpion), 2941 nucleotides long. Its product is annotated as potassium voltage-gated channel subfamily KQT member 5-like. The transcript has 9 exons. Gene Ontology annotation, cellular component: membrane. The record is from RefSeq and is a predicted model, not a curated record. NCBI's taxonomy places the organism in Eukaryota, Metazoa, Arthropoda, Arachnida, Scorpiones, Buthidae. Gene Ontology annotation, molecular function: voltage-gated potassium channel activity. Gene Ontology annotation, biological process: potassium ion transport; transmembrane transport. The coding region runs from base 331 to 1839 and encodes 502 amino acids.
CUUAUUAUAAGCUUUAAAUAAUGCAAAUUUAAUAAAAACAAGCUUAAUUAUAAAUUUAAAGAUAUAAUUAAAGAAAUUGCCGAUCGGAAGAAUCCUUUUUCAUAAUUGAAUAUUUAAAAAGCCAAGUGAAAAUUCUAAUUGCCAAAUAAAUUUUGAUGCGAACCUGAGCAUUGUGCUCCGUCUGGAUCGAAAGCAAUUGGUGGAGAGAAACGGGUGACGUCAGCAGCCAGUGGAAGAGGAAACCAGAUGAUAGAGAGAGAGCGUGCAUGAGAACUAUGACGGUGGUUUUUGGAACAUUUCCCAAAGGUGAUAGGGAGUAUUUAGAACAAGAUGUCAUCGCCAGGCAAAUGGCUAUACACGCUGCUCGGUCGACAGUCGGCCAGCCCCGAAUUAAACAAAAAAUGGGAUGGUAGCAGUAGUAGCAAUUGUGGAGAAUUGAACGUUUCGGUGGAAUUACACGAACUAGAAGAUGGCAAACAAAGAUUUCAUCAGCCGCGAAUGAGUCUUUUGGGUCGACCCAUCACGUGCAGACACAGGCCACGCGACCCUAGAUAUAGAAAAUUUCAGUUGAGAAUAUAUAACUUUUUGGAAAGACCACGAGGCUGGAGAACUGUCUUGUAUCAUAUCAUGGUGUUUUGUAUGGUUUUCUUUUGUCUUGUGCUCAGUGUAUUUUCUACAAUAAGCGAAUACGAACAGAUCUCUAGUGAUAUCUUAUUGAGAAUGGAAAUACUUAUGGUAGUGUGGUUCACAUUAGAAUUUUUCCUACGCCUUUGGUCGGCUGGUUGUCGAUCUCGUUAUCAAGGUUGGAUAGGACGUUUAAGAUUCCUUCAUAGCCCCUUCUGUAUCAUAGAUAUAAUUGUGAUUAUCGCAUCGAUUAUUGUCUUGGCCGUCGGGAGUAGUGGCCAAGUGUUCGCUGCUUCGGCUUUACGUGGCUUAAGGUUCUUCCAGAUUCUAAGGAUGGUGAGAAUGGACAGACGAGGAGGAACAUGGAAGUUGCUAGGUUCCGUAGUUUAUGCCCAUAGGCAGGAACUAAUUACUACGCUUUAUAUUGGCUUCCUGGGAUUGAUUUUUUCGUCAUUUUUAGUUUUUCUUGCCGAAAAAGAUGCAGAAAAUUCCAAAUAUAAAAAUUUUGCCGAUGCAUUAUGGUGGGGUGUGAUUACACUCUGUACUGUCGGGUACGGUGAUACCGUACCCAUCACGUGGCCUGGUAAAUUAAUAGCUGCCUUUUGUGCCCUUUUGGGCAUAUCUUUCUUCGCUCUGCCAGCCGGAAUAUUGGGAUCGGGUUUUGCACUAAAAGUGCAGCAGCAGCAACGUCAGAAGCAUAUGAUUAGGCGAAGGGUUCCGGCAGCAACUCUAAUUCAAUGCUUAUGGAGGUGUUAUGCAGCCGAUGAAAAUUCCAUGUCAGUAGCUACAUGGAAAAUUCAUCAGUUACCCCUUCCAAGUCCACCCGCUUAUACGACUUCUUCCUUUACAAGCACUAAACGCAGAGAUAGGCUGGAUCUACCACCCGGAGGGGGAAGUCUUUUCAAGCACAAUACUUCCUUCGUCAGUCGCCUAUCCACCAUUAGGAGACACAAGCAACCUAUGGCAACUCAUACACAUUCCCCCAUGCCCAGAAGUCGGUUCGGUGAUUCCAAUUCUUCCACAGACAACCUGGGUUCCCGUAUCCCAGCUAGCUACAGCGAAGACAGCGUGUCCAAAGAUGUCUCUGAUGCUUCCAAGCGCAACUCGGAUGGUAGAUAUCAAUUUUUUGCUUUCUAUCGACAGUUUGAGGUCAAAAAACCUUACGUUAAGCAUAUGGAAUGCGGUGCUUUGAUCAAAACAGAAGAAACAAACUGAUGUCAGGAAUAAUAUUAACAUAAACGACUCGGUAUUGAUUUUUCUCUCGAUGUUUAUGGCUCCUACGACGCUUUAAAACAUUUUAGAGGAGGAAACUUUUUCAACUUUCUUUUUUAUUUAAAAAAUAAGUAUUAAAUUUUUGAAAAAAAAAAUCAUGUGCAAUAUCAUUCAAUAACAAGACUUCGCGAGUCAAUUUCAUAGAUAAUAUCAGUGGCGUAUCCAGUAUUUUCAGACUAUGGGUGCUGUUAGGGGUCCAAGUCACGUUCUCCCCUGUCGUGUGAUUGAUUACCUUAUUUUAAUUACCUUAAAAUUACUUUUAGUUACUUAACUGAAGUCAUGCCAUAUAAAUUAUAUUUAUUUAUAUUUUAAAGUAAAAGGAUUGGCAUUAUAAGCAUCCUCCCCUGGAUACGCUCCUGGAUAAAAUGAUAUUGUUUUAUUAUGAAUUUCAGAGCAACAACCCUAGUUUGAAGAUUUAAAAAAAAAUAAGUAAAAUAAAAACUUCCUGCUAGGAAACUGCAAACUCUUCGAGAAAGUUUUGUGCUUGUUUGAUGUUUGUUAAUAAUUUCGUGUUUAUAAUAUUAAUAGUGAUUUAUUUGUAUAGUAAAUGUUAAUUUAUUGUUGCAUGUUAUGAUUGACCAGUGUUGUUUGUCUUUUCUCUUCCUUUUCUCGCAUGUCAUCCUUUCCUCUCCAAUAUCUGUGAUGUUCUGCAUGGUGCUACCUGAGAAUGUUUUCUGGAAGAGGCUGCUGCCCCAUGGGGUCUAUGCAACAUGCUGCAGAAAGAAUUCACUCAUCCACCUUUCGUUGCGUUGUCGCCCGUCUAUAAAUCCUGUGGCGAAGCAUUACCAGGUUUGCAGUGCUUAAAGCCUAUGGUCCGAAACAUUUAAGUGUGUAAUUGUUUAUAUUUGAUUUAAUAUCUAGAAUAAAUAUUACUUCUCUGUAAUAUAAAUUGUCUUCAAACGUUGGAAAUAGAAAAACACGUGUUUAAAAAGAAUAAUAUUAUAAUUAAUUGUUGGACAAGAACUAAGGCGGAGAUAGGAAAAAACCAGUUAAAAAGAAAAAAAAAAGAAUUCAUCUAGAAAUAUUCGAUUAAAUUUUAAUAUAA